Messenger RNA from Miscanthus lutarioriparius, 948 nucleotides. NCBI's taxonomy places the organism in Eukaryota, Viridiplantae, Streptophyta, Magnoliopsida, Poales, Poaceae. The record is from the annotation of a GenBank genome assembly.
AUGUACCUGAACCCAAGAAUCGUAGGGUGUGGGGAGAGGACACUGGUUCUCUCCCAUGGCUACGGAGGGAGCCAGGCUAUCUGGGACAAGGUGCUGCCACACCUGUCACGGACCAACAAGGUACUACUCUUCGACUGGGACUUCUCGAGUACCGCCGCCGCCGCCGCCGCCGCCGAGGGGGCAGAGGAGGAGGGCGGGGAGCACAGCUACUACACGUUCUCGAGGUUCGCCGACGAGCUGGUGGCGCUCAUGGACGAGAUGAAGCUGCGCGGCGCCGUGUACGUGGGGCACUCCAUGGCCGGCAUGGUCGGCUGCAUUGCGUCCAUCAAGCGCCCCGACCUCUUCACCCACCUCGUCCUCGUCGGCGCAUCCCCGAGGUACAUGAACUCGGAGGACUACGAGGGCGGGUUCGACGAGCCUGAGAUCGAGGCGAUGCUGUCCAGGAUCUCGUCGGACUUCCGCGGCUGGGCCGAGGACUUCGUGCCGCUCGCCAUCGGCGGCGGCGCGGACGACCACCCCUCGUCGGUGGAGGUGCUGGCGCGGAGCUUCUUCGCCAUGGACCCGCGCGUGGCGCACGGCCUGGCGCGCAUGAUCUUCCUGGGCGACCAGCGCACGCUGCUGGGCGACGUGGUCGUGCCGUGCACGCUGGUGCACGUCUCUGGCGACUUCGCGGCGCCGCCCUGCGUCGGGCGCUACAUGCAGGCCCGCAUGCGCGCUGCCGCCAUGCACACCAUCGACUCGGUGGGGCACUUCCCGCAGCUCGUCACGCCCGACGAGCUGCUCGGGAUACUCGACCUCGUUCUCGGCUCCGGUGCUGCUUACGGGGAGGAGGAGGAGGAGGCUACUGCAGCCGCCAUGGCAGAGACGAGUAGCGAGGUCGUCGUCGUAUCCUCUGGUGGUCUUGCCGAUGCGCCGGAGUCCAAGGGCCGUAUCGACGUGGCGACGUAG